UGAGCAUUGGGCGCAUUCAGAGCUGUGGUGUUUUUUAUAGCAGAGGGGGGUUAGGCCAACUUAAUGUCGCAGUGAGGAUAGGAUACGUGAGUGUAACAAACAAAUCUGUAAUUGAGCAAAACUUGUACAACCUCUGGAACAUGCUAGACGUGUGAUGACAACGAUGACAACCGCCAUUUGUCUGUUUGUGCUCUACGUCAUCUCGCUCACUGAAGCCCAAAACAAGGGAGAGCUGACGCUCCACGCACGGGUUGUCUCCCCUUACUCGGCAGAAGUGAAAUGGAAAGAUGGCGGCAUGAGCGCUAAACUCAAACCCAGACGUGAGGUCACGCUACGGUACAGGUCGGCCAACACCAACUACACGGAGGUCAAGUCAAGGUCAAGGAAAAUCAAAUUGUCUGGACUUGUGCCCAACUCCACCUACGAGCUGUCCGUCAAAGAUGACGACAGGUGGUCACGUGACUGGAGCGAUGCCAUUUACUUUACGACCUUGGCAUUACAUGAAGGUCAAGACUUGGUGAGAAACCUAACGGCUAGACCUGUAUCCGAUGAAAAUAUUGUGUUGUCGUGGAUACCGCCUGUACAAGAUGGCAGCAUUCAGGGCUAUACAAUCUUCUACAAGCGGGCUGGAUCCAGGCAACAUUUUCAUCAAGUGAACAUAUCAAGGGAGAUGACCGUCUAUGAGAUGACAAAACUCCGUCCUAAUCAACUUUACACUUUUAAAAUGCAGAGCAGGAAGACAGACGGCACAAACAGCUUCAGUACUGUGGUACAAGCUAAGACAUUUUCAAACGUCCAAGCGCCGAAAUCUUUGGAAGUUCUCGUCAUCGGUGAUAACCAAGUUCUUGUAAGAUGGCAGCCAUCUAUUCCCCUACCAAGAAAUACAAUUGGAUACACGAUACAACAUCAAUGUGGAAGGAAAAGGCGAGGGAAAAUGACAACAAUAUCUGUUGAAAAAGGAAAUACCAGCUACAUUCUUAAAGACAUUCGACUGAAUGAGACGUGUAGAGUACGUGUUGCAUCAAGAAUGGUUCAUGGAACUGGUCUUUACACCAAAUGGGAAUCAUUUUUUAUUUCUACUAUCAAUACUGAUGCCACGUUUUCUGACAGUUUUAGAUCCACUGUGGCACCAGCAGACCAGAGCAGCAUGUUUGAGGUCACUGACUUUAGUUUGAGCACCAGUGACAGCUACAGUAAGCCCUUGGAAGAUUUCCUGGGCUCCUCCUUACCUCCCUUUACUGCACCGCCUAGUGUAACACUACACCAAGCUUCCAAUGUCAGUCUUGGUGGUGAUGCCAACAUAACAUGCAAGGCUUCAGGUGUAGAGGCGCCAACAAUUGAAUGGUUCAUUGAAUCUGAUGAUGGAGAUCUUAGCCUUGUUCAGCAGGCUCCUAGUUCAGAAUUGAACUUUGCUGAGAAAGUGACCAUUGCCCAAGAAGUUACACAGGACGUUGUGACCUCAGUCUUGUUUUUAUACAACAUAACCAAGGCAGGGGACAGGGAGGUCAAGUGUGUGGCUAGAAACAUGGCAGGGACUGAUGAGGAGGUGUUACAGCUGGUCAUUGAUGAACCUCCAAAAAUUCAGUUUGCUGAGGGAAUGACAGUGGACAUGUACUCAAAUGCCCAGUUGAUCUGUGAAAUAUUGGGCAAAAAGAUAACUGAGGUGAAAUGGGUCCAUGUACCCUCCAACAUUGAGUACCAUCAGGGUGUUGAGAGCCAGACUGGAUUCUCCGUCAGAUCUGUGAGAGACGAGACGAGAUCUACGACAACUUUUGUUCUCUCCCUGCACAACACCAGCCUAGCACAUGAAGGUGCUUACAAAUGUGUAGCCAAAUCCUUGUCAGCAACAGAUGAGGCAUUUGUUACCUUGAGAGUCAAAGUGCCACCCCCACCUCCUGUGUAUAAAAUUCAAACAAUUGCCCUCUCACCCACAAGGAUUUCAGUCAGCUGGUUACCUCCACUAAACUACCCCUACAACAUCAACUAUUACCAGGUCAGCUACCGUGGGGUGAGGGAUAUUGAAGCAACACUUUUCAAUACAAGCAGAGUAGGGUCAGAGAUCUACAACCUUCAGCCUAACUCAAGCUAUUUAGUAGGAGUUACUGCUGGCACUCCAGAUGGUUUGGGUGAAGUUGGACCUCUUGUGGAAAUAACCACAUUAUCUAAUCAUGGGCUACAACCAAUCAAUUUAUCAGCAAUUAGAAUUAACUCUUCUAUGAUACAAUUAACCUGGGAGACCAAUGUAGCUCCAAUGUACAUACAAGGGUUUAAUAUUUACUACAGAAAUGAAGAUAGCUCUGCUGAGAAGAAACUUUUUACCAAGGAAAAUCGAAGGAACAGAUUUAAUUUGAAUUUGGACCAGAAAAAAAUGUACAUUGUGCGAGUCUCCACUCUGAUGACUUGGGACUUUGAGGCCAAUUCUAGUUGGAUUAUUAUACACUCCAGCUACAAUGAUUUUCCAAAAGCCAAUUUUAUAACAUCAGUCCCUGAAAUGGAGAAGCUAAAAGUUUCAGCUGAUUUAUCAGAAACAGGAAAAACUGAGAACAGAAAUCUACCCAAUACAUUGACACAUUCUAGACCAAACAUAAAAGGUGAAACUCUCUCCUACUUAAAUAAUGCCCCAAGUGUUGUCAAAAAUGUCCGAGCCACUCCCAUCUCACCCACUGAAAUCCAUGUUAGGUGGGAAGCUCCAGACACUGGUCAUGUGACCAAAUACAACAUAAAGUACUGGCGCCCUGGCUGGAAGGAAAAAUUUACUGAGUGGAUUCCCAAGCAUCGGUUGAAUUUUUUGGCAAAGGACUUGAUCAAAAAUAGCAACUAUAGAUUUGAGAUUCUGCCAUAUGCUGGGGAUGUUCAUGGUGAGGCUUUUGUCAUUUUUGCAAAAACAUUUGGUGAUAAACCUGAAGGACCACCCAAGAAUGUUCAGAUUAAAUCAUUGAACUCUUCUGCCUUACUGGCAUCCUGGCACCAUCCAGACCCAGACCAAACAAAUGGCCUAGUGAUUGGCUACAAGCUGGUGUUGAGAGAAAAGGAGGGGAACAAAGUUGCAGGCUACAGAGUGCCAAGACUGAGAACCAACUACACAUUUUUAAAUAUACCAACUACAAAGAUCUACAGCUUUAGAAUGGCAGCCAUGACAGUGAAUGGAACAGGAGUGUUUUCUCCUUGGAUUGAUUCAGUUCCACACAAUGAACCCACUAAACCCAGCCCACCUGAACAUCUGCUUGUUGUACCCAGUGAAAACUCUCUUAGAAUCCAAUGGAAGAGGCCAUCUCACAAAGGCUCUGCUUUACAGGGCUAUAUAGUUGGCUAUGGCCAGUUUAUUCCUGAAGUCUACAGACAAGUAGUUAGUGCAUCUCAAACAUCCUUCACACUUACAGGUUUAAAGGCUGAUUCUGAAUAUAUAGUCAGUGUGAGGUCCUUCAAUACCUAUGGGGAAAGCUUGCCUACAUUUAAUAUUUCUAGGACACAAAAAUUACCAUUUCAAGAGCCACCAUUACUAACACCUGUAAAAAUAAAAGUUGAAUCCAUGAGCCCAAAGUCACUAAAGCUAUCAUGGGUUGAUCCAUCUCUAUCACACAACACCAAAAUACAAGAUGGAAGAUCAUAUAUGAUUAGAUAUUCCUCAAUAUCUGGAGAAGCAUAUAGUUAUGUCAACACAAGUGCCCAGUCUUUGGUGCUAUCAGAUCUUGAGCCUGGGAGCUCUUAUGAAGUAUCAAUCAAAACCACUAGAGGAAGCAAUUCUAGUCAGUGGAGUUUAGCUGUUGUCAACUCAACACAGGAAUUAGCUCCAUCAACAGCACCAGAAAAUAUCCAAAUGUAUCCCCAGCCUGGAAACAUGAAUCAAAUUUAUUUAUCCUGGUCAGAACCUAUGAAACCUAAUGGCGUAAUUGAAAAUUAUUUUAUUUAUAUGUCAAAAACACAAACUCAUGAUAUGAAACUUUGGAAAGUUAUGGUUACAAAUUUACGUAGUGUUAAAAUAAAAAACAUUGAGCCAUAUACAAUCUACUACUUCAAACUUCAAGCAAAGAACAAGGCAGGUUAUGGGCCAUUAAGUGAUCUGAACAUAUUUUACCCUCCAACAGAUAAAAGGCCUCCUCCUUCUAUAACAUCAAUCAAUGAGAACUACAGUAACACCUCAACAACAGUCAAAAUAACUUGGAUUUAUCCAGAAGCUUCAAAGCCCAGUGUUAUUGGUUUUUUAGUGUACUACACUGAUGAUCUUAACAAAAAAGAUUCUGAUUGGCAAGUCCGCAAUGAAAGUGGAUAUGAUCAUUUAAUAACUGACCUUUAUUACAAUACAACCUAUCAUUUCAAGGUCAGAGCAAAGUAUAAUAAUGGAAUUGGCCAGUUUGGUAAUGUUGUUUCCUACACAACACCACCUUAUGCCAAAUUGGUAAAACAAGAAGCUGCUCCAAGAAAAAAUUCAAAAAAAGGCAAGAACCUUGAAAACACUUUGAACUACCCAGAAAGAAAUAAUCAAGUUACCACAGCUA
Molecule: messenger RNA, 4496 nt
Organism: Physella acuta
Lineage: Eukaryota; Metazoa; Mollusca; Gastropoda; Physidae
Product: neogenin
Molecular function (GO): protein binding
Source: RefSeq, a predicted model, not a curated record